AUGUCGUCUCAACACAGCUUCAUCGCACAUUCGGCUCCCUGGGUCCACAGCUCAGGCGCCAUGACGCCCUCGCGCCUCCGCUCCCUAUCUCCCAUGCCCAAGAACCAUGUCACCCGCUCCAUCUCCACACCCCAGCUCGCAAAAACUGCCCAGUCGCAGUCGCAGUCGGAAGCCGAGAGCGAAGGCAUCAACACGAUUCCCGACCCACGCUCAGCGACUCCUCAACCCUCCCUUUUGCGCCAUGACUCGAACGACUCCCAUCCCGACUUUAGUCAGGAGGUGUCAACCCUUAGCACCAAGCUCAUCAACGCCAUCAACCACUCCACCAUGCUAGACGACUCGUUGCAGCAGGCUAGGCACGAGCUGGAAGCUGCGAGGGAAAGGCUUAUGCGCCUGGAAGCCCAGGUCAGGGAGCAUGAAGACAAGAUUGCAAAGGGUCUCUUGGUCGAAAAGGUGGUCUAUGACAAGAUGGAGAAGCAAAUGACCAACGAGCUGAAAGAAGAGCGCAAGCGGAGGGCCCAGGCCGAAGCUGCCAAGCGCAAGACGGACAGCGAGGUCGAGGCUUUGACAGCUGCUUUGUUUGAGGAAGCCAAUGUGAUGGUUGCAGCCGCACGUAAAGAAACCGAGGCUUCCGAGAAGCGCGGCGAACAGCUGCGACAGCAACUGGGCGACGCAGAGGUGCUCCAGCAUUCUCUCCAGGACCAGCUGCAAGAUCUCAAAGGCGUUGUGGAGAAGAUGAGCUCACAUGGCGACGACAACGAAAGCCAUGUUCUGACAACCACCACUACUCCUUCGACACCAGGCCUUUCACCCGCGGACAAGAUGAGCAAACUAUUCGAAGCCAUGAACCUAACACCCAGCACGCCUGGAUCGGACGAAAUCAGCCCGGACCAUCCACUACACUUUUCGCAUCUGAUCCAUCCCGUACUCCGCUCCGACCUGACAGCAUUCAAGGAAUUCCAAGACAUGCUCAAGAUUAGUGCUCGCUCAGCCCCAGCAAGUCGCGCCUCGAGCGGUAACUAUGGCAGCCUUACUGUCCUCGGACUUGGUUCCCUGACCAACAGUUCGACCACCUCCCUGCCGUCCAAAUCAUCCAUAUCGAUCAACAAUUCUCCCCGCGACAACGUUUCCACUGCCGGAAUGCCCAAUUUAAAGGACGACAAGUUUUACAAGCGCGCUCUGGUAGAAGACAUUGAACCAACAUUGCGUUUGGAUCUCGCACCUGGAUUAUCAUGGAUGGCACGUCGAACAGUUCUCAGCAGCAUCAGUGCCGGUUCUCUGGUUGUUGAGCCCAAUCCCACGCCUACGUCGAGAUUCCGAGUUCCAAUCUUCCCCUGUUCGCUCUGUGGAGAGUCAAGGGCGGGUGAGCAGUAUGCUCGCAAGUUUCGAUUCAAGCCAUCCGACACGGAGGAUGCUCAGCGCUACCCGCUAUGCGACUAUUGCUUAGGCCGAGUCCGUGCCACAUGCGACUAUAUUGGCUUCUUGCGCAUGGUCGCUGCUGGCCACUGGCGGGCUGAAACGGACGAAGAGAGGAAAUCUGCUUGGGAAGAGAGCGUUCGCCUACGCGAGCGCAUGUUCUGGACGAGAAUCGGAGGCGGUGUUGUUCCGUCUUUUGUUCCUCUGCGCGAUAGUCCCAGGAGUCCAACAUUUACCAACAGCGACACCUCGCUUGAGCAGAGAAUGAGCGAAGAGAGCGAAGUAUCUUUCGAACCUAGAGAUAUCACGGUCAAUGGCCCAGCGACCGCAAACGAGCCAAGCAAGAGCAACGAAGAUCCGUUUCAGAGUAAAGGAGAUGAAACACUGAAGCGAAUUUCCAUAGGCAAGACUGUCAUUUCGGCGGAUGUCAGCGGAAAUGCAGACCUUGACUCCAAGUCGACCCCAAGUCAGCAUGCGGAAGAUAACGCUGAGCCAACGCCUGCUUCGAGCCAAAACGAAGAAGAAAAGAUUGAGCAACAAGCCGAAGCUCAACUCCAGAAAGAGUUUCGCAAAUCGCUCGACACAAGAUGGGCCACCGAGCAGCCGCCGCUACGACGUCAGCGAUCGUCAUCCAUUCCUCCUCCCCCGAUUCAGGUCCGGAAAAAGGAGGACCGACUAAGUUUGAGGAUUCCUGGCUCCAUGCCGGGGGCUUUUGAGUAG
Messenger RNA from Bipolaris zeicola 26-R-13, 2136 nucleotides. RefSeq lists its product as uncharacterized. The coding region runs from base 1 to 2136 and encodes 711 amino acids. Gene Ontology annotation, molecular function: guanyl-nucleotide exchange factor activity. The record is from RefSeq and is a predicted model, not a curated record. Lineage: Eukaryota; Fungi; Ascomycota; Dothideomycetes; Pleosporales; Pleosporaceae. Gene Ontology annotation, biological process: exocytosis. Gene Ontology annotation, cellular component: Golgi to plasma membrane transport vesicle; cell tip. The transcript is spliced from 2 exons.